Molecule: messenger RNA, 2213 nt
Organism: Pomacea canaliculata
Lineage: Eukaryota; Metazoa; Mollusca; Gastropoda; Architaenioglossa; Ampullariidae
Product: selenocysteine lyase-like
Source: RefSeq, a predicted model, not a curated record
UAAUGAAUAACAACACUGAAACAGAGAAAUUUCGAGCCGAAAAAGAUACAGAACGAAUUUAUCUCGAUUAUAACGCGACUACUCCGAUUGCACCUGAGGUUCAGGAGGCGGUGUCAAACGCCAUGAGAGAUGCGUGGGGCAACCCUUCAAGUUCCCACACGGCCGGGGUCAAAGCCAGGCGUUUGAUCGAUGAGGCUCGUACAAAUAUUGCCUUCAUGGUAGGUGCCAAAUCGGCGGACAUUGUUUUCACUUCUGGGGGCACAGAAGCUAACAACUGGGUCCUACACAUGGGUCUACGGCAUUUCAGGCAUCAGCGCUCCCAAAGGGAGAUAAACGGAAAAGGAGAAUCUGCAGGAGCAGUUAAGCCCCAUUUCAUCACCAGUAACAUCGAACACGACUCUGUCAAGCUUGUUUUGGAAAAUUUUGAGAAAGAAGGAUUGGCUGAAGUUAGCUACGUGCCAGUCUCAACCGCCAGCGGGAAAGUGACAGUUGAUGAUGUGGUUGCUGCUGUUCGUCCAACUACGGUGAUGAUUUCCAUCAUGUUGGCCAACAACGAAACUGGUAUUCUCCAACCAGUUGCUCAAAUCUGCGAGCGCAUCCAUCGACUCAACCGAAACUCUAUACCAUUCCAGCGCAUACUGCUGCACACAGAUGCGGCGCAGGCACUUGGCAAAAUUCCAGUUGAUGUGGAAGAUCUAGGUGUUGACUUUUUGACGAUCGUGGGUCACAAGUUUUAUGGACCACGUAUUGGUGCCCUCUACAUUCGUGAGCCAGACCGAGAAAUUGCAGUUUUCCCUUUGCUGGUUGGUGGGGGACAGGAAAGAAACUUUAGACCUGGUACAGAAAACACACCUAUGAUUGCAGGCCUUGGGUGUGCAGCAGAACUGGUGUAUCUCCAUGUUGACAAGUACCAAACACAUAUGAAAGAGGUACGAGAUUAUCUGGAAGAAAAACUGUUACAAGAGUUUGGCGCCAACAUUUGCUUCAAUGCCAAAUUCAGUGCCAGUGAGCGACUACCCAACACUUGUAACAUAUCAUUCACCAGAAAGAGCCUUGCUGGGUACAAAGUCCUUGCUGCUGCACAACGACUGCAAGCUAGCACUGGAGCAGCAUGCCAUUCUCAGAACCGCCCAUCAUCUAUUCUCUUGGCAUCGGGCGUACCAGAACAAUUAGCAGCCAAUGCCUUGCGAUUGUCUGUUGGACGGGAAACAAGUAAAAAAGACAUUGAUAUGGUCAUCGCUGAUCUGAAACAAGCUCUAGAGUCCCUGAAGUAGACAAGUUUCUGUCAGUAACAGAACAGCUGUCAUGGACACACAUAUACAGCAUCUAAUCCCUAAGAGUUAGCGUUAUCUAUUAUUUAAACUGGACAUUAUUUUUAUAUUAUUUAAAUUCUUCAUGAUUAUUUAGUCCAUUCAUAAUGCUAUCUGUAAAUAUGAGAGCUGCUAAACUGAGGUUUUAAAAAAAAAUAGAUGUUGUCAAAUGUAGAUGACAAGAUGUGCUUUUGUUCAAAGUGUAAGAUUUCUUUUUAUUCUAAAUGAUUUGUUAUGCCAUUUACUUUUCACAUUUCUACAAACCUGUUACACAUAAUGUUUAACUUUGAUGCACAUUAAUCCACAUUUAAAAAAAUUAUACAGUUUAUGCUAUUUCCACAUAAAACAAUGUGCAAUUUAUACUAUUUCCAACACAUAGGGUUGCUGUGCUUUUAUUUUGUUAAUCAGUGCUUGUUCAAGGAGUCCUUUAAGAAGGGAUUUAAAUCUUUUGAAAGCUUUUACUAAUGCUGCACUCUUACUGGGGAACUUUCCACUUUCAGUUUUCCUACUGAAUUGAAAUGUUGGUUGCUAUUAGAAACACAGGAAACUAUAUUCAAAACCGGCUCAUAACUAUUUGAGUCAUUUCACACUUCUAAGCAUAGUAUAUCCUUUCAUUGUUAACUAGCUUUGUGCACUAUAUAUUUCUGUCAUUACACCUAUUACAUGUUUUGCAUAUUAUACUGUAAUUGGAAAAUUGUACCUUUGACAGGUAUUCUUUAUUGUUCCUUGUACUUUUAGAAUUGAGGAGAUUUCUUCAGCUGACUAAUUAGUAAUUAGAUUUUGUUUUUCAUAUUUUAUUAUUCCUAUUGUGUUUGUUUGCAUCUGGUUGUUUGGUUGUCAUUCUCCUCAAUGUAAUGUCUGAUUUACUCAUUUUGUUGAAAAAUACAUUCAUUUAUACUUUUC